Molecule: messenger RNA, 564 nt
Organism: Trichomonas vaginalis G3
Lineage: Eukaryota; Parabasalia; Trichomonadida; Trichomonadidae
Exons: 1
Coding region: 1-564 (187 amino acids)
Source: RefSeq, a predicted model, not a curated record
AUGUCUCAAUUGACUGAUAUUUCUCGCAAACUUCAAUUUUUAUCGAAGAAAAUUGAAGUCAUUGUCAACCGUAUUUCCGAUCCUGCAGAUGAUAGGAAAAACAUUGCUGGUCUUGUAGCAGAUGCAGAUUCUGCUGCAAAAUUAUUAAAUGAUGCAUCAGUAGACCAUUUAUUCAAAUACUUUACUGUAUGUCCUACAAAGCCAGAUGCUCCAGUCCAAGGCGAACAGACUUAUAACUUCUUAAAUACAAGUGUUGCACCAGAAUUAAUUACACAGACCGAAACAGCAAAGAAAUAUUAUAUUAUGAAACUCGAAGAAAACCAUCUUGAUGAAAAAUCAAUUGAUGAAAGAGUCGAAAUGCUUACAGAUCAAAUAUCCGACCACAACGAUUGUAUUAAUGAAGUUCUCGAAAAAAUAAAUAGCAUAUUAUUGCCGAAAUUCCAACUUAAACAGUCAGUUUACACUCCAGUUCCAAAAACUAGACCAGCGGACAUGACAAUGCUUAAUGAUAUCAACGGAAUCUAUUGGAAGAGAGAAUCUGCUAGUUUUGCCCCGAAAGUUUAA